This is a messenger RNA of Bombyx mandarina (wild silkworm), 2336 nucleotides long. Its product is annotated as Cyclic nucleotide-gated ion channel subunit A. Gene Ontology annotation, biological process: monoatomic cation transmembrane transport. Lineage: Eukaryota; Metazoa; Arthropoda; Insecta; Lepidoptera; Bombycidae. Gene Ontology annotation, molecular function: protein-containing complex binding; intracellularly cGMP-activated cation channel activity; intracellularly cAMP-activated cation channel activity. Gene Ontology annotation, cellular component: intracellular cyclic nucleotide activated cation channel complex; plasma membrane. The record is from RefSeq and is a predicted model, not a curated record.
AUGAGUCCGGUUUACACAAUACAUCAGAUUCGUCUCAACAGCGUGGUCCCGGCUGUGACGGAAUCGAACGCCAACAACAACUGGAUCCAGCGGCAAUUCUCGCGUCUGACGAAGAACUGGCGGUUCCGUAUCAAAAAUGAAGGUCGCGCCAAGCCCCCCGAUUGGUUCCUGGACAAAUUCGCUGCACAAACGUUCACCGACCCCGAAGAACCGCUCUACCAGGCACAACGUUCCAAGCUACUCUGCGGGAUGAAAUUAGCCUUCGACCCAACCUUACCAACUCAUUAUAACUGGUUGGCGGUUGUUUCCCUGGCUAUCCUGUACAACGUGGUGUUUGUGAUCGGACGAGCGGUGUUCUGGGAACUAGACAACUUGACCUCUGUCUGGUUCGUCCUGGAUUAUCUAUGCGACUUCGUUUAUCUCGUCGACACCGUUAUACAUAUACACGAAGGCUAUCUCGAACAAGGACUGAUGGUUAAAGAUGCGAAGAUGCUCAGACACCACUAUCUAAAGUCGAGCUCUUGGAAAUAUGACCUGCUUUCAUUGAUACCGACCGAUAUAGCGUACUAUUGGUGGCCUCCGGGAUCGUGCGAUCAUAUGCAUUUGCCGUGCCCGGUUAUCGUGCGGUUAAAUCGACUUCUCCGCCUGCCUCGCAUGUGGGAAUGGUUUGAUAGAACAGAGACAGCCACAAGUUAUCCGAACGCUUUCAGAAUUUGCAAGGUUGUGAUGGCGAUACUAGUUCUUAUCCACUGGAACGCUUGCCUAUACUUUGCUAUCAGCUAUGCUAUCGGUUUCGGUACCGACAAUUGGGUAUACAAUUUGACAGGCUCUCGCAACGGUUCUUUGACGCAUCAAUAUAUCUAUAGUUUUUAUUGGUCAACUUUGACUCUGACGACCAUCGGUGAAACACCACAACCGGAAAAGGACGCCGAGUAUUUGUUUGUCGUGGCUGACUUUUUGGCGGGAGUUCUGAUCUUCGCCACAAUCGUAGGGAACAUUGGCUCGAUGAUUUCAAACAUGAACGUUGCCAGAGUUGAAUUCCAGAAUAAAAUGGACGGCGUGAAACAGUAUAUGGCCUUUAGAAAAGUAAGCGGUGAACUUGAAGCCAGAGUCAUACGUUGGUUCGCUUACACUUGGGCACAGAGCGGUGCAUUAGAUGAAGAAAACGUAUUGUCAUCUCUCCCUGAUAAAUUAAAAGCUGAAAUCGCUAUAAGGGUACAUUUGGACACAUUACGAGAAGUUCGCAUAUUUCAAGAUUGUGAACCUGGUUUAUUGGAGGCAUUGGUCCUAAAGCUAAAGCUGCAAGUGUUCAGCCCAGGAGAUUACAUUUGCAGAAAAGGAGAUGUUGGCAAGGAAAUGUAUAUUGUGAAGAGAGGACGACUGCAAGUCGUUGCUGAUGAUGGAAAGACUGUAUUAGCUACUUUGAGUGCAGGCUCUGUAUUUGGAGAAGUGAGUGUCCUGGAAAUCGCCGGUAACAGAACCGGUAAUCGACGAACUGCUAAUGUACGAGCUUUGGGAUACUCUGACCUAUUUUGUCUCGCUAAAAGGGAUCUCUGGGAGGCUCUAGGUGACUACCCUGAUGCAAGAAAUACACUCACUGAACGCGGCUGUCAAUUGCUUAGAAAGGAUGGACUACUUGAUGAAGCUUUGUUUGAAAGCGCACAAACUACCCAACAAAGCCUAGAAGAAACUGUUCACAAAUUGGAGACCACCGUAGAAAUGCUAAAUAAUCGUCUACAAGGCCUUUUGGCAGACGUAGGCGAGGAACAAGCUGAAAUGAAACAAAGGAUGAACAAUAUAGAAGUUAGGAUGCUGGAAGAUGAAGUCGAUGAACUGCCCUCGGAUGACGAUGUGACCUCAUCCGAUGCUUCAGAGUUGAAAAGUGAAAUUGCCAAAGAUCUAGCUUCAGGAUACAGCGAGGCUCCGAUGACGUCAGUCAACGAUAGCUCCCUUGUGGCGAGUCAGUCAAUGCCACUGAGAGAGAGGGGGCAUUCGUUUUGCGUUUUAAGAACCACUGCACUCCUCCACGCUCCCCCGGAACCAAGAAGCAAAUCACUUCGAAUUAAAAGAAUCCAGAAUGAGUCGUCCGAAUGAAUCAUCUAAAAUAGUUUUCUGUGUGGAAUAGCAACAGCGGGCUUCAAAUUUGGUUUCCGUGCCAACAGUUGGAUCAAACAAAAAAAUGUGUCAAAACUCAUCGAUUUAAAAGAUUGCAAUAAAUCAGAGUAUACUUGAAUAAAUAUAAUAUCGUUUUAAAUUAUUGUAGUUACAUGAAUGAGAUUCAAAGAGUGAUAAAACAGGAAGGCAGUGUUGAAAUUUUGCAGUGUUUUAGCAUUUAC